Molecule: messenger RNA, 2735 nt
Organism: Actinia tenebrosa (Australian red waratah sea anemone)
Lineage: Eukaryota; Metazoa; Cnidaria; Anthozoa; Actiniaria; Actiniidae
Product: neuropeptide FF receptor 2-like
Biological process (GO): G protein-coupled receptor signaling pathway
Cellular component (GO): plasma membrane
Molecular function (GO): G protein-coupled receptor activity
Source: RefSeq, a predicted model, not a curated record
GAACAGUUAAAAUAAAUCGUUGCCAAAUCGACACUCGGUAUUUUCUUAUCAGCUCCGAGGAAGGAAGGAAGGAACAAUUGAGCAUCGCUGUAUAUUGUAGUUUGGAUCGUUAUUUUGUGUUACAAGGUUCUUCAAAGACAAGAGGAAGCUUCCGAGCCUCUUUUCCGAGCCUCUUGAGUAACCCAUGAGUGGUUGAUAUAUUGUGCAAGUCAGUGAAACGUGAAACUUUGAUUCAAUUACGUGGAGUUGUCCGGUUUUUGUUUCGAGCCAUUAAAUUCCGAGCAACACUUUUCCUAGAACAACUGAUCGUGUAAGGAAACACCCUGGGAUACGAGACAUUUAGACUAGAAUCAAGGUGACCAAACAAAAGCACAAUACUCUUAUUUAGAGUUAGUUCUAAAGUGAAUUGUUCGUAGUACAAAGUACCUCUCUUGUGCGCUUUCAUUGUCCAAUUACAGUGCUGUAGUUGUGACAAUACCAAGAACAUCAAGGAAGAUUACGAGAGAUUUACAGGUUAUUCAAGUAGRACGGAUACCAGACCUACUCACUCUCUGAAGCAAGACCGCAACUGAUAAACAUGGCGCACAACAACACCUCUUCUCCUGGUGCUUCAACUUUUGGUAAUUCAACUUCUGGCAAUUCAAGUCUUUUCAAAAACGAAAGUUUGCCAAGAUCCAGAUCAACUGCUGGGAUUUGCGAUACGGACGUUAGUGAUGGAGCACUCGCAUUCAAAGCACUGUUUUACAUUCUAGUAAUCAUAUGUUCUCUAGUUGGCAAUAGCUGCAUCGUUGCUGUAGUUUUGAGGAAUCGAAGGAUGAGGACGCCUGUCAACUUCUUCAUACUAAACAUGGCCAUUGGUGAUCUGUUGAUAACGGUGUUCUUCAUGCCUCGUAUGUUAACUCGUAUCUUCUAUGGCGUGGAAUGGCAGAUCGAUGGGCUAACUGGCUUGAUUUUGUGUAAAAUCUCCCCAUCUAUGCAAGAACUUUGUUCCUGUCUGUCUGUCCUUUGGUUCAUGGCGAUAUCGAUAGACAGAUUUUUUGCUGUUGUCUUCCCGUUGAAGAAGAUUAUCACCAAAAAUGUUGCCUAUAUGAUGAUAGCGGGUAUUUGGUUCAUCGCGAUAGCUGCGCGCUUUCCAUCUUUCUAUUACUUGAACCUGUACUACUUCCGUACAAAUGUGUACUGCACAAUAGUGCUUAAGGAUAACAAACUUCUGGAGGAAGUUUAUUAUAACUUUUCGUUUGUGAUUUUUUACGCCGUCCCGCUGUGUAUCGUGGUGAUUCUCUACACCGCUGUUAUAUUGGCGCUGAAAAAACGCAAGCGUCCCGGAGCGACAAGCUUGACUCAACAAAACAACCAACUCAAGAGGACACACAGAAUCCUCAAGAUGCUGGUCGCUGUUGUCAUCAACUUUUCCAUUUGCUGGUUUCUGUACUUUUGCAUACCUGUUCUCCUGCCAUAUUUGGAUUUACAGAUGGCUUGUGAUCUUUUCUUCCCGAGGUUUUUUCUUUCUCAUCUGAAUUGCGUCUUCAAUCCUCUUGUUUAUCUUAUUUCCAUCGAGAAUUACCGUCAUGGUGUUAAAAACAUCUUUUCCUGUCUCUGCCCCAAACGGUUCUGUAUCAACGCUGUCGCCCCUGAGGAUGAAUGCAGUACAUCAGAGAUAAGGAAUAAAACUCACGGACGAUCGUCAGUCUUUGUUGUGGACAACGAGACUGCUUCUAACAAGUACAAUACGAGUACGUCUCCUCUCUGAACAUUUCCUGAAUCCAAGACGAAAAAGAUAGGGAAAAAAGAGAAAGAUAUGAAAGAAUUAAGACAAAGCCAAACGUGGAUUCUUUCUUUAUCAGUUGGUGAUGGGUUUAUUGCGACGUUACGAACCACUUUGUAAGACACUACAGAAAAAGAAAAAGGCAUUAAGUGCUAAAAACAUUACAGCAAAAACACGGCAUUAUAAGAUGAUAAAUUGAACCAAACAAUUGAACAAAAAUGCAUCUACCGUUGUAUAUAAAGAGUAGGAUUUAUUUCUCUCUAAGAUUUUUGAAUUUUGGCUUGGAAACAGCGCAUUUGGUAUUCAUGUAUAUAUAUUGAUAAAAUAUUUAGUUCAUUCGCAGAAAACGUGGUAAAAUAACCUGARAAAAAAAAGUUGCAUAUAACUGCGCGAAAAUCCAAUAAAUCUCUAUCUACGAAAGAGAGAGAGAGAAAAAUAUUGGUUUGACUAAAAAUUUAGCUUGGAAAUUCCAGCGAGCAUUGACUGUCCAAAAAUAUAGAUAAUCUUUAUCUAAAGUGGGAUUUUAAAAGCUUUUAACUUCAUAGAGAAAGGAACACUCAAAUCCUUGUUUAAUGCUUUUGAAUAAUGACGCAUAUUUGUAAUCGUACCCCAGGGAGUUGCCAAUCCUUGGCGAUAAUGAACUUUAAUUUAUUGUAGAAACUACACGGGUCUAGUUGCUAGCAGUGAUCGAAAAGCUAAGAAAUUGGUAAAUCGUGCUGCUAAAAAUGGCGGUUAACUUGAACUUAAUUUUUACCAAAAGAACGCAAUUGAGUGUAUUAGUAGCUAAAUCCUUGCCAGUAAAUUGAUUUUGUGUCAGUAAGUAAUAAACUAUUAUAAAUAAUACUAAUGUUUUGAAAGCGCGAUAUAUGCAUUAUUCUAAAGCACUUGCGUUGAARUAAAUCAGAUAUAUAGUAUGAUAAAUAUACUCCUAAUAACAUAUAUAUAAAUGAUAAAUAAAGCAAUCUCUGAA